Molecule: messenger RNA, 3365 nt
Organism: Nasonia vitripennis (jewel wasp)
Lineage: Eukaryota; Metazoa; Arthropoda; Insecta; Hymenoptera; Pteromalidae
Product: lamin Dm0
Exons: 9
Coding region: 288-2090 (600 amino acids)
Source: RefSeq, a predicted model, not a curated record
ACACAGCUUCGGCGGAUUGGCCGUUACCGCUCCUAUCCGGCUUUCAGUUCAGCCGUGGAACUGCGGCCUUCGCAGUUCAGUCAAUUUUCGGCGUCACUUCUCCGGUUCCGUUUGUCCGUUGAGCAUCGUACGCGUGCCCUGCCGGCUUGCGCACCAGCACAGCACAGUACACACGCAAAGGAGAAGAAGACGCUCCUCCGUGAAUACACAACAAUCCCAGAGACAUACAUACGCUAUUACGCUGCGGUUCGCCUGGAAGUGAGUGUUGAGACAUAAAGUUCCUGAACAUGUCGACCAAAGCGAGCAAGAAGGCGGCCUCCUCGACGAGUGCCCAGAGCAGCUCUCAACAACCCUCGACCUCGACGCCCAUCGGCGGCAAUACCAGCAGAGGCCGGCCGGGCAGUCCGCUCAGCCCCACGCGCUAUUCACGCCUGCAAGAGAAGCAGGAUCUGCAAAAUUUGAACGAUCGACUGGCAUGUUACAUCGACAAGGUCAGGCACCUGGAGUCGGAGAACUCCAGGUUGACCCGAGAGGUCCAGACGUCGCAGGAGACGGUGACGAGGGAGAUCUCAAACAUCAAGUCCAUGUACGAGCACGAGCUUUCCGACGCCAGGAAAUUGCUGGACGAGACUGCUCGGGAAAGGGCGAAGCUCGAGAUUGAUACUAAGAGACUCUGGGAUGACAACGAGGAUCUGAAGAACAAAUUGGAGAAAAAGACUAAGGACCUGCAAGUGGCCGAGCGCAAUCUUCAAAUCUACGAGAAUCGUUGCGGCGACCUGCAGUCCCAGUUCAACCAGUCACAAGCUGAGAGGAAGAAGCUAGCUGAACGCGAGCGUGAAUUGGAGAAGGAGGUUGAGCGCCUGAAGGCAAUGCUCGACGAUACACGCAAGCACCUGGAAGAGGAGACGCUUCAACGCAUCGAUCUCGAGAACCACAUACAGAGCUUGAAGGAGGACAUCAGCUUCAAGGACCAGGUGUUCCAGCAAGAGCUAACGGAGACCCGCACUAGACGCCAGGUGGAAAUUUCCGAGAUCGAUGGCCGGCUCGCCGAGCAGUACGAGGCCAAGCUUCAACAGUCUCUCCAAGAGCUGAGAGACCAGUACGAGGCUCAGAUGAGAGUCAACAGAGAGGAGAUCGAAAUGCUGUAUGAGAACAAAAUCAAGAAUCUCACCUCGCACGCACAACGCAACAGCGGAGCAGCAACGAUCGCUGUUGAGGAACUACGACAGAUCCGAACGAGGAACGAGAGCCUCAAUCAGAGAAUCAGCGAGCUGGAGGCGGCCAACAACGCGUUGAGCUCCAGAAUCAGGGACCUAGAAAAUCUGCGUGAGAACGAGAGAUCUCGCCACACUGAGAAUUUGGCUGCCUUAGAAGCGGAAUUGGCCAGAAUGAGAGACGAAAUGGCCCAACAGUUGCAGGAGUACCAAGAUCUGAUGGACAUCAGGGUCGCAUUGGAUCUUGAAAUCGCUGCUUACCGCAAGCUUUUGGAAUCUGAAGAAGCGAGAUUAAAUAUUACGCCUAUUCAGUCUCCAAGCGUAUCGGUAUCGGGAAGCCGAGCUACUCCCUCCCGACAAACACCAAUUCGAGGUGGCAAAAGGAAGCGCACCCUCUUGGAAGAGUCAGAAGAACGUAGCACGAGCGACUACAGUGUGUCAGUUUCGGCCAGAGGAGACGUCGAAAUAACGGAAGCCGAGCCACAAGGCCGUUACGUGAAGCUCACCAACAAAGGAAGCAAGGAAAUCGCUUUGAGUGGUUGGACAGUAGUCCGCAAGGCGGGUACUCUGGAAACGGUAUUCAAGUUCCACAGGACCGCGAAGCUUGAGCCUGGCGCGACAGUCAGCGUAUGGUCUGCUGAUAUCGGGGCCACACAUGAGCCGCCCGCAAACAUUGUUAUGAAGGGCCAGAAGUGGUUCACAGGUGAUAAUAUGACCACCACUUUAAUCAACAAUGAAGGCGAGGAAAUGGCAACGUCCGAGAGAAAAAGACAGCAGUUAUCUACGUCAGUCUCGCGUCACAGAGAAAAUUUUCUGAGGUCACCUGAAGAGUUUCACCAUCAGCAGAGAAGAACUUAUUGGUUCAAUCCAUUUUAAGUGCGACGGCACACAGCUCUGAUGGAAAAGUGAACGGAGACCCUAGGGGUGAAGAACGUUGUCGCCUUAUGUGAAAUGGAUAAAGAACACUUAUAUUUAAGAAAAGAUUACUAUUUACAAAAAUUUCCUAAAUAAGCUUAAAGGUAAAGGCAUUUUAUGCUGCGUGAAUAUGUUUAAAAGUACGACACGAGACGUUAAUGAUUAAAAGUUAUUUAAAAAGGGAGAAGAUGUAAAAGCGACUAUGGCGCAAUAACAUUAAAAAUGGUUUUUCAUAUUUUUCACAAGUGAAUUCUUGAUUUAUACAAAUCUGAAGUUCGGUCGAGUCGCCGAUACCUUACUCUAUUCGAUGCAGCGCCCAAUUUCAAGGAUAGAGAGCUUUCGGAAAUUUUGUUCGUUCUGUUUUUGUCUCAACAAUACAAUGUAACGCAGCUCGCAAUUAAGGGUAUUAUAUUUUUAAGUAUGUACCUUGGAUCUGUGUCCUAUCGCGGCAACAAUUAACAAUUGUAAGUUUAAAAUAUUUACCAUCGAUGCUUGAUAAUAAUAAGUUAAAACUCUACUGCCUUAAAUCUGUUUCUUUUUUAUUUUUAAUUUAAAUAACGCUUGUUUACUGAUUAGUCUCAAAAAUCUAAAAUAAGUUAUAUUUUGACGAUUGGCAGAAUCGUGUAUAAAAAAUGAAAGGAAAGGAAAGAAGUUUAAAAGUACAACUGAAGGCGUGAAAAAUGUGCAUUUACUUUACUACUCGCCUUAUAAUGUAUAGAAAAAGCUAACAAAUGCAUGAGUGACGAGAUAUUUUUACUGGGCCUGACUUUAUAUUUCUAACAAGGAUAAAUAUUACAGAAAGUACAAUAUUCUAAUAAUAAUAAUAAUAAUAAUAAUGAUGAUGAUGAUGAAAAAGAUAACAACUGGAAUUCCGAUCAUUAGUUAUUAGUUGACAAAUGAGAUCUGGUUUAAUCCGUUAAUGUGUGCGUUAGCGAAGAAGAACCACGGCAGUUUAUUAAGUUAGUCGUUAUAAAAAAUAUUUUUAUCUUCCUUGUGUCAUCCGGAUUUGCUAAACCUAUUUGUAUCUGUAUAAUUAGUAGUGAUAAUAUGACUGUCUUUUUCUUUGUUUGACAGCAGUAAAUCGCAUCUGCAGUUACAGCCCUAGAGAUUUUUAUAAUAAAUCAUAAUUAUAUGCCUUUAUAUUUUCGGACGAACAUAUGUAAAGUGCACUGCAAUUUUGUAUACAGCAAGUUGUGUGUAAUAAAAAUUAUAUGACUUUGACAAAAUACUUGAAAA